UUCUCAUCCUCAUCUUCAUCUCCAUCCUCAUCUUUAUCAUCAUCAUCAUCAACACCAUUCAAAUGUUUAGAUUUCCUUGCUACCGGUCCAGAGGAUUGGCUUCACAAUACAACGAUAAUCUCUUACCAAAGCCAGCAAACUGUUUGGGUUCACAAAACGUAUCUAGAGAUGAGCCUGAAGGCAUUGAUUUUCUUAAUCAUAAUCGGCGUCUCUUGCAUUGGUAAUUAUCUAAUUGUCAUGGUUAUAAUUAAGUUCAAAAAUUCUCGAAAUUGUACCAACCUGUUUAUCUGUAACAUGGCAAUUGCUGACCUGUUGACCACUCUAAUGUUUGCAUGGGCCUCGUUGAUUGAAAAUCUUUAUCAAAAUUAUGUUCUUGGUCCAAUUUUCUGUAAAAUUGAAACCUCAGCUAAAGUAUUAUUUUUAAUUUCCAGUGUUUUCUCAUUAACAUGGAUUUCGUGUGAUCGUCUAAUCGGGAUAAUCAAACCUUUUAGAAACCCGAUGAAAAAAACUCGAGCCGUUGCCGUUAUGGCCUUUAUUUGGCUUUUAUCCUUCGUUAUCGGGAUUCCCUUUUAUUUUUGGCGUGAAUAUCGUACCCGUCAAUGGUGUGACUACUUAGAGAUUUGGUGUAAAACCGAUGGUCGGAAAAUUGAUGUUUACAUGUUUGUCCUUUUAGCGUUUAUGGUUUAUAUACCGCUCUUCAUAAUGACCUUUUCUUAUUGCCUGGUUAUCGCUAAGAUGAAAAACUUUGAGAAUAAAAUAAGCACCGAUGAGAAUAGUAUCAAAAUUAAACACCGACGGAAAGUGAUCUUAAUGUUAUUCAUCUAUCUAAUCACUUCGGCCAUUUGUUGGAGUCCAUUACAAGUUAUCGUUUUUUACCGUUUCAUUGCAUUCAAAUCAGUCGAUUCGGUUAAACCCUGGAACGAGGAGGCUAAAUUUUGGGCUCAAGUUUUCGCAUCGGCUAAUUCAGCUCUUAAUCCAUUAAUCUAUGGGAUAACUAAUGGUUCAUUUCGUAAAGCCAUUUGUUUACUUUAUCCAAAACUUUCCUGGUUCUUAAGAUUGGACAGUUCAUCUUCACGAUCUCGUCGAGUGACCAAUGGUCAUAAUGGAAACGUUGGAGGAGCCAAUGGACAAACUCGUGACCGAGAUCUCGUUAAAUCAACAUUUACCAUGUCUAAUUGUGGUAAAAAGACUGAACAUCAUGAUCAUAUUAAUCAUCUUAAUCAUCAACUUCAACCAUCAACAAUUAAAACAAUCAGCGGACGAUCAAUUCAAAUGGUUGAUAUUAAUGUAACCGGAUUCAGAGCGUUGAGAGCAAAAACAAAUCAUCAUCAAAUCUAAUCAUUUAUUUAACAAUUAACAGAGAGAAAAAACAAUUAAUUCUGAAAUUUCAUUGAGAAAAUACCCAAUCAAUUAAACUAAUAUAAUUUAAUUAACUAUUAAA
Molecule: messenger RNA, 1441 nt
Organism: Panonychus citri (citrus red mite)
Lineage: Eukaryota; Metazoa; Arthropoda; Arachnida; Trombidiformes; Tetranychidae
Product: QRFP-like peptide receptor
Biological process (GO): G protein-coupled receptor signaling pathway
Cellular component (GO): membrane
Molecular function (GO): G protein-coupled receptor activity
Source: RefSeq, a predicted model, not a curated record